AAACAAUGAUUGUUGGUGUUUUACUGUAACAGCUGAUCUAUACCAGCCACUCUCUCCUCACCCCUUGCUGUAUGGCAGAAAAGUUCACUAGUGUCUUUUUCUCCAGCUGUAAAGUUCAAUACUUGAGACAGCCAUACUAAUCUGAAUCAUGUCUUCUGAUAGUGAGGAGUUCCAGUCAGCUGAUGAAGACUUUGAAUUUGAAGGCUUUGACUCUUCAGAGCCAACAAAGCGAUUGUUGACACAGUUCCGCCCACUUCCAUCUUCACCAUCACCUCAGACUACACCACUUUCUAGUGAUGAGGAAGAGGCAGAUGAGAGUGACAUCGAUAAAGAUAGUGAUAAUAAAAACCCACCUUCUGAAUUAGAAUACAGCGAUUCGGUGCAUCAUAUAAGUGCUAUAUCAGCAGCAUAUACACCUGUAGAAGACAAGCCAGAGGAAGCAACAGCUCAGAAAUCAGAUAAUAGAACUGAUAAGGAACUUAAAGAUGUCUUAAGCAGGUUGAGUAUUCAAGAUAUUGUGCAUGAGAAUUUGAAGAGCACAGAAGAUACAUUAACAAAGGAAAGUUCUCCAGAUAAUGAUCCCAUGUAUGAUACAUUAAAAAAUGUACAUUAUGAUUCAGAAAACAAUAAAGAACUGAUAUGUCUUAAGACUGAUGUAGAUGAUAAUGCUAUUAAAGAAAACAAUGAUAAUGAUAGAAAAAACAGUGAUAGUGAAAAUAUUGAGAAAUUUACUGAAAGUUCUUGUAAUCAGCAUGUACUCAAUACAGACACAGUACUCGCUGGGGAAAGGGACCAUAAGCAGUACAAGAAAGGAGAGAAGGAUGGACUUCAUCAUAUACAGAAAGUAGUGAAAGAUGAAAAAAUAAAUACAGAAACUAAGCAAGAUGAUGAAGUAGAAAUAAUACGAAGAGUAGAAAUAAAAGAAACAGGAAGAGCUCAGCAAGCAGUAGUCACCCAAAGAAUGACAGAAACAAAUCAGUCAGAUGAUAGUAAAGUAAGUAAUAAGGGGGAAGGAACAAAUACAGAAUUUGCUGAAAUUGAUUCAGGAAGAAUCUCAAAACCCAAAACAGUUCGUGAAUCCAAAAUUGGCAUGAAAAAACCUCGUGAAAAGCUUGGCGAACGGCUCGGAUCGAGGAAAUUGGGUUCAAGAAUAGAAAAAAAGACUUUAGACAACAUCAGUUCAGAUAGUAUCACAAAGCUUAAAGACUGCACAAACAAAGCAAAUAAGAUAAACCCAGUAUGUGUCGUAGAUGAAGAGGAAAAGCUAGAGAGAGAGGUACUCUUUGGUAAACAAGUGGAUGACAAACACAAGCAGCAAGAAUGGGAGGAGCAGCAGCUGAGAUGGCAGCAAGUUCAUAACCAAGGUGGAGCACGUCAACAAAUUCCUUUAAAAUAUUCUGCUGCUGCUGAUGAUGAUGGUGGAUGGGGAGAAUCCUGGGGUGGCUGGGGUACCACACUCCUUUCUGCUGCCUCCACCUUUACUCGGGAGGUUGGCCGAGGUGUUGGCACUGUUGUGGAGACAGUAGAAGGCACCCUGGGAGUCCCUGAUCCUGAAACUCUAGCUCAAGAGAUUGCAGAAAGGCAAAGGAUGUUGGAGAUUGAGGAAGAACUUUUGAAAGGCAAAGCAGAAGAAAGCCAGGCAGCAAAUAAUCCAGAAAGCUUGGAUAAUCGUGAGACCAAUACAUCAAGCAGUGACAGUGAUGGAGGGGAUGGUAAAAAUUUGGUGGUCGACUACAGCUUUGGUGGACUUUCUUCUAUUGGAUCUCUUGUGUCUGGUGUCUCAGGGGCUCUAGAGACAGCCAGCUCAAAGGUGCUGUUAGGAGGGCUGAAUACCCUGGAAGUCAUUGGACGAAAAGCAAUGGAUGUAAUUCAAGAAGGAGACCCUGGACUGCGGAAAAAGAGAGCUCUUCUCGCCAACAGAAAGCCCAUCUUAUCUCAGGUCUUGCAAGAGGCGCGGCAGCGAGCAGCUAAGGAAGAGAUUGAGCAGCAAGAAGGUGGUUAUGGGAAGGACUCAAAGAACAUAGAUAAAAUCACUUUUGACCAUGCAUGGGAAGUCACUGAAGGACCAGUACAUCUAGAGGCGCUGUCACUGGUUGCAAAGCAGUGUGAAUCAAAAAUGGCUUCUAUGAUUCAGAGUUUACCACAUUAUUUAAUAGAGAAACUUAACACUGCAAAUUUUGAGAUUAAGACCACCUGUGAGCUGGAAGAGGAUAUUGAGCUGGAAGGAGAUUUGACAGAACAGAUAACAAAUAUUGUACCACAGAUUGGCCUUCCAACUCUGUCCCAGAAAGUGAAUAAGGCUUGGUCAUCAGUUGUGGAAACUGCUUCAGUUAUCCAGGAGGCUGGAUUGAUUGAUGGACCAACUGCUGAGCGUGAAUUAUUUACAGCACUAGCUGGCUUAGUGGUGCAGAUAUCAGCUGUUGCUCACAAGGGAGCAGAGUUAUCUCUCAUUUCUCCUCAAGAUGGUCCUUUAAUACUAGCUGAACACUUCAGAGAGCUGAUUAAUAGUGUGUGUGGAGGCAUUGAAAACAUUGCAGACCAAGUCUGUGGUGCCAUCACAGCAGGAUCCUCGGCUGCUGACCCUCAGAUUAAUAAUACAAUCACCAAUAUCUACUUGCAGGCAACCAGUGGGAAACACUACAUGCAUCAGAGUAUGGGUUUCCUGUCAUCAGUUCUGCAGUAUGCCAACACAAAACAAAUGGUUGCUCAACUCUCAUAGUUGAUUAAGCUUAUGCUACUUGCCCUACGAGCUUCCCUGAAUUCACCAUCCUCCUCUGCUGAAACUUGUGAUAUUACUAAUUUAUGUAUAUUGUUUCAUGAAGAUGAGUGCCACCUACAUCAUUCCUAGAGAAUAAUGAGUCCAUGAAUAUUUGAAACAGGGAUAUGUUUUAAGACAUUUGAUAAUUAAAGCAAUUUUAUUCAUUGUAUUUUUUAAUAAUAUACUGUAUGUGUGCCUAAUUUAAAACUUAAUGAACCUAUUUAUGUGUCUCUAUCAUAUAAGAUUUUUUGGUAGCAUUGUUUGUGGCUGUGUUUAUAUUUAAAGGAGAAGUCCUCAUCAUUUUUAGACUGAUGAACAUCAGUGAGACUUGAGAAUAAGGCAGUAGGCACCUACACAAGCAAGUAGUCCUUUAAGUCUUUUUUUUUUUUAACACAUAAGCCAUCUCCCUGGCAGAUCUUGCUGAACAUUUGGGGUUAGUCCCAAAAUGUGUGUGUGUGUGUUACUUAACCCUUAAACUGUGUCUAUGCAUGCUGUAAGUCAAGGACCAAGUUGUGCCCUAUAUAUGUCAUGCAGUUAUGCCUUCAAAUAUGCUGCCUUCUGCCAUUUUAGGUCUUGGCUCAGUUGCUUGGGUUGCCUAUCACCUGACACCUGGGAAACAAUCAAGGACAAAGUGGGUCUAUGUAGUGCAUCUUGGGCAACACUGCCUCAGUGAUACAUGUAAACUAGAAUAACAACAGUCAGGAGUUGUGCCAUGACCAGCUUCCCUGCUAGCAAAUGUAGAACUAGCAGGAAGAUGCCUUAUUUGUUCCAGAUUUUUUACAAUUUCAUAAUACUAACAGUGGAAUUCAGCCAAAAACCACACUUCCAUUUGAAUAUUUAUUAACCUAGUAUAACAAAAUAGUCAAACCAUGUAAAUUAUUUCCAUAACUUGAGAAGUAUCACACCUUGAAAGAACUGUAAUAUUACAAGACUUCUGUGUACAUGAAGUUUAUAGAAAUUAGAAAAAGCAAUUAUUUAUAUAAAUUUAUAGUGAAUAUGCAAAUUGGGGUUAUAGCUGGCUAUGCAUCUCCAUGUGUUUCAAGUACCAAAGCACCUAUUAUCCUAACAAAGUAGUAUAUAUAGUGUUAGACAAUGAAUGAAAAACAAAAUUAAAAAGGAAUCAUUAUUUGGUGUAAAUGAAUUAGAAAACAUAAAUAUAAUUUUUCACCACCUUCAACACACCUUAAAACAUUAAGUUUUCCUUUUGAUUUCAAUUUUCUUUUUGUAGUUCUAUUUAGAUAAAUCCAUGCAUGUCAUAAGAGGUGACUACAAUGCCAGGAGCAAGGGGCUAGUAACCCCUUCUCCUGUAUGUAUUAUUACAUUUAGAAGGAGAAAUUUUCUUUUUUUGUUUUGGGCCACCCCGCCUCGGUGGAAUACGGCUGGUUUGUUGAAAGAAGAUUUGGAGAAAUAAGAUUUUUCACUCUAUGAAAAAAAAGUCUUCAAAAAUUUCAUCACACACUGAAAUUUUUAUUUCAGGCCUUUCACAGUGAAGUGUGUGAUAUUUCUUGACUUUUUUAAAAUGUGGACAACUCUUCUUUAAAGUGAUAGGAAGGUUCUUUGUUGUACUCUUUCUCAAAAAGUCUAGUUACAUAAUCAUUCAAUGCCUGCUCAAUUAUGUAGCCAAAAAUAUUCUUAAAAUUAGGUAUGCUUUAUAUAUCAGCACCACAGCCUGGCUGUUCAUUUUAAGCAUAUGCAUAGUGACAUGCUUAAACUUAUAGCCGGAUCAACUACCAUUGAAAGUUUUCACUGUUGAAUUCUCACAUUGCAAUUUCUUUACUUUCACACAUAUACUGAUUACCUUUUGCUGCAUUCUAUUGCUCAAAGGGAUUUUGCAUUGGUUUAGGUAUUCAAGUCUACAAUAUUUACAAGUUUUUCCAUGCUGCCAGCUAAUUCAGUUUGACCCUGUGAAAAUUUAAUAUCUUUUACUGAGUCAGGGUUUUAAUUUUAGCCUGUUGCUUGUGGAAUGUAUAUACCAUCAAAGAAGCUAGGCCACAGCUUUUGAAAUUUUUUAAACCUAUUCUUCAGCUGCAGCUCUGAAAACUAUUCAGUUUGAUGUUUGAAGUUGAUGAUUUUCUUCCCUUUUGGACCAUGGGAUACCUUACUGCUCCAUGGGAAUGUGUUACUUCUCUCAAGUGGGAUUAGAUGUGAACAUAUCAUCUAAUCCCUUUUGGGUGUUAUCAUAACAUUCAGAGUUCAGUGUGGCAUAAGAACAGUUCCAAGACUAGGCUACAGUUAUAAUAAAUAUGACACCUUGGUACAUCUACUGGGUAGCUAGCCAGAAAUCUUGCCUCCUCUCAAUUGAACUCUGCUGGGUUUGUUGCCCAUCCCAGCCUGGCCUGAGUUGGGUUGGGCAAAUGAAGUAUUCAUAAAGAUAGAAAAUUAAUCAUUACAAUUGGGACUUCCAAAUUAAAGUGCCUAAAAUACAACAGGGUAACUCUUGGAGAUGAACUGAUUGGUGGGAUAUGUCUGCUUAUUUAGAAAAUAUAUACAUUCCACAUAUUUUACUGUUUUGAAAGCAAUAACUCAGAGUGAUAUGUCAACCUUUUUUUAUAUAUAUAUUUUAUUACAGGCCUUGUAAUAAAAUUGAUCACCAACAUGCCAGUUUUAAUUUCAAAUCACUUUUUACUUUAUAAUUUCAGAAUUAAUCAGGAAAUUAGUGUGAAAGUGGAAUGCACUAAGAUAAUGAUAUCACCAACACUUCUUGCUUCAGUCACCUAAUAGUAAGCUUAUUCACUUUAAGUUCCUGUAAGAGUGUAAAGGGGCUAUAAUGCUAACAAAGAAUUCUUAAUCAAAGGGAUUGGAGCUACCUUUGCUUUUCUUGGAUCAUGCCUGGUUACCUCUCAUUCUGUAGGUGCUGUAUUAGUGGGAGACGGCCGACUUGUUGGAAAAAAAAAAAAAUACUAAUACUACUGUGCUACUACUAAUAAUAAAUUUUAGGCUAACUACAAAUGGAGUUAGUCUCUCAGACUAACUUUACUACUAAUUAUAUUCCAAGUGGAAUAUUACCUUCGGGCCUGAGGGAUUAUAUUAAGUAAUAGUCAGUCUUUUAAUUUUUUCAUUUGUUUUAGAAUAUGACUUGGCACCCCCACUUCUUGCUAUGAUGCCAGUGAAGGACUCUUGAUUCAAGGAACUGGAACUACCUUCAACUUCCUUGGAUCAAACCUGACUACUUUCCAUUCUUCAGGUCCUUAUGACUUAUGGGUUUAGUGUUUGCUUUUGAAUAUAAUAAUAAUUUUGGAAUAUUAGGAAGACAAAGGAUUAAAGAGAAAUGUGUCAUUAAAUAUGUUACAGGUAACAUUAACCCUUAAAUGGUCCAAACGUAUAUAUACGUUUUUUCAACAUCUGAAAGUAUGUAAAAAAAUUGUAGAUCUUCUUUUUUGUUUUACAUUUGAAAACGUGUAAAAAACUUUUAUCUACAUUUUUUUUUUUAUAUUUGAAAAUAUGUAAAAAAAAGUAGAUCUACUUUUGUAGCACUACGAAUUUGAACGUCGAUCUCCUUGGACCGUUUAAGGGUUAAAAUAUAAUUAAACACUAAAAAAAAUUAAAUAUUAAAUGACAAUAUGUACUGAAGGAAGGAAGGGGUAAGGGAGGGUUUAUGGGCGAGGGGCUUGGACUUCCAGCAAGCGUGCAUGAGCGUGUUCGAUAGGAGUGAAUGGAGAUGAAUGGUAUUUGGGACCUGACAAUCUGUUGGAGUGUGAGCAGGGUAAUAUUUAGUGAAGGGAUUCAGGGAAACCAGUUAUUUUUAUAUAGCCGGACUUGAGUCCUGGAAAUGGGAAGUACAAUGCCUGUACUCUAAAGGAAGGGUUUUGGGAUAUUAGCAGUUUGGAGGGAUAUGUUGUGUAUCUUUAUACGUAUAUGCUUCUAAACUGUUGUGUUCUGAGCACCUCUGCAAAAACAGUGAUUAUGUGUGAGUGAGGUGAAAGUGUUGAAUGAUGAUGAAAGUAUUUUCUUUCUUUUUUUGGGUCACCCUGCCUCGGUGGGAGACGGCCGACUUGUUGAAAAAAAAAAAACAACGUAAUGAAUAAUAAUCCGAUCCCUUAAUACAUUUAUUGUUAGCAACAAGGACCACCUCCAAGCCUUCACUUACUGGAGAAUAAAAGAAAUAUAAAAAUACUUGGUUGGGUUGUCAUUUUAAUUUUUAGUGAUUUCCAUAUUCCUGUAAAACAGUGAUAACCAGUGAAAUCCAUUUUUCAUAGAACAGUGAAGAUGGACAUUUUGAAUAACUUGCCAGACACUGUAUAUGCUAGGGGACUGAACUGUAGAAGUUGUACACUUGUUUCAUUCCUAAAUGGGGAAGGGUUAUGUAGAAGAAUUUUAAUAAAAGUACACAAAUGAAAGGAAAAAAUAUAUAUCCCUUAAAAGAAAAUAACAUAAUUUUGUAAUACACAAUAAAAUUGAAAAAUGCCAGAAAAAUUAGUUGGAAAGUUAACCCUUGAGAACCAUUUAUUGUACUUCAGGCAGAUGACCGGUUGCUCUCCUUUGACCCAUUUCCUUGUACUAUAUUGUACUGUCACUAUAAUAGUAUAUUGCUAUAUAUAUAUUAGCGAGUCACAUCAAACAUAACCAUAAACUAGUAUAUAACAGUAAGCAAAAGUAAAACAUCUUUCAAAUUAUGUUUAAAAUAGGUAGGGUUUAAGAUUGAUUAAUUGAUGUCAUCAUGGCUGUUUAAUGCAUUUAUAAUUAGGUACAUGGUGCUUCGAGCACUCCAGGCAAUGAACUUACAAACCCCAUGCAUGUUUAUUGAUUCAGAGACCUCUCUCACUUGCAAACAGCUCCUCUUUUCAGCCUUCUGCUUUACUCAGUUUUCACCCAGCACAUACAGGAUAACUGGCAUUGUCAUUAGUCUGCAGAGUCAGUCAAACUGUUUUCUGUAAAAUCUAUGCCAGAACUUCCAGCAAUCCUUGCUGUAGUGGCUGUGGUUGCGUGUUGGACUAGCCAGACUCGCCCAGGGCCAUAUCAUGGAGGGGUGCCCUGUACCACUCUGCAAGACCUGUCAGGUUGUGCCAACAGUCUGUCAUCUAUUGAGAAAUACAGUAACUUCAUUUCUUAGAGAACAUGAUAAUUCUAAGACACUUCAAUAAAGUUGACUUCCUUCA
Cherax quadricarinatus is the source of this 7854-nucleotide messenger RNA. RefSeq lists its product as uncharacterized. The record is from RefSeq and is a predicted model, not a curated record. Lineage: Eukaryota; Metazoa; Arthropoda; Malacostraca; Decapoda; Parastacidae.